AAAUUAUUUUUUGUGUGAUAUAAAAAAAUAUUUGUGAUAUUUUUGGAAAGUUAAAAAAAAGUUAAAAAUAAAUUAAAAAUGGAAUCAAUUAACAAUACAAACAACAUCAACAUCGAAAUCGCAUCGAAGAAAAGCAAAAAGAAGCAAAAAAUCAUGAAAAUCUUGAAAAUUGCUUUGAAAAAAUUAUCUCAAAAACUCAUCAAGAAGAUCCACAUUGAACAAGAACAAGUUCGAUCAGAAGAAGUUGACAAUGACUUCAAUGAAAUGUUGGAGCGUCGCAUGGAGACACAACAAAAUUUAAUCAAUGAACAAAUUGUUGGAAAAAAAGAAGCUGAAACAAUUGGUUAUUGCUUUGUCGAAAAUGAACAUGGCAAAUUUUACUGGUCAUCAGAAAUCAACAGAUUCGUUACAGUCGAUUGUGAUUUAAUUGCCUCAAAUUUCUGCACAUCACAACGUCAACAACCACAAGUUCAGUGCUAUUAAAUUUGGAAUCAUGGCACAGCAACUCAACCAGUGAUAUUUAAAUGUGAAACUCAUUGUGAUAAAAAAUGAUUGAAACCAAUUGUGAUCUUCUUGAAAGCUUUAAAAAUUAAUUAAUAAGAUUAGAUUAGAAUGUCUUCCACUUAGAAUUAAUUAGAAUUACAUGUCU
Chironomus riparius is the source of this 649-nucleotide messenger RNA. Lineage: Eukaryota; Metazoa; Arthropoda; Insecta; Diptera; Chironomidae. The record is from the annotation of a GenBank genome assembly.